ACGACGGAGCGGUUCAACGCAUGACGGCGAUCGAACCGCAGCAAGAUCCGUGACGGCUACGGGUCGCGAGUCGCUCGACCUUGCGAAUGCCGAGUCUCUCGAGUACGAGUAUGACGCUACUGCCAACCGGCGGUGGCUGUGGAUGGAACUACGGGACAUGCGACGCCACUUCAACCUGUUGCGACGCCGCCUUUGAAUGUGUCACAGACGCACCGGCUGUUGCCCGCUGCCGCCCCAAGCUGCCACCGAUCGACUUCCUUCUCAACGAUCUGCGCGCAUGGAAGCAAUGUGGUGGCGGCGAGUUUGACGGAGACGAGAGCUGCGCCGACGGCUGGAGCUGCUACGCGUGGAACCAGUGGUUUUCCGAGUGCGUGCCAUGGAAUGCCACGACGACGGAAUCACCGCCCGCUCCACCAACCAUCGCGGCCAUCCAGAGACCCAGCAUCCAGCCGCCAACGCCAAGCCAGGUAUGGUUUGGCCCUUCCGCGACACCUGGCGUCGUCCAAACAAGUGCGCCACCCACGUCUGUUUCGCCGCGACCGUCGUCACCGCCGCCAACGAUUGCCCCGUCGGUGGCGCCACGACCAACCACCAAACGCCCACCGACACCAACGCCGUUGGCGACGCCUCGCGCUACGUCAUCGCCGCCAACGACGGCUCCGACGGUGGCACCACGACCAACCACCCGACAGCAACCGCCGACGUCCCCACUUCUGCGAUCGACAGUGUUUUCAGACUAUGCUAUCUUUACGGCUGCCGGAUCAGUCCUCACCGAGUACUAUGCGAGCAUCUACGUGUCGCCCUUUGCCUUUGUGGCGAAUGCGAAAUGGACCUACACGGUCGACACGGGGGCGCUCGCCGUCGGGAGCAACGGCCAGUGCCUUGCGUACCAGCGCACGUCGGACGGACGCUAUCGUGUGCAGACGCUUCUGUGCGACGCAGGGCAGAGCAGCCAAGCAUGGCGCAUCGACUUUCGAACGUAUCGCAUCGUACAGCGGAACCUGGGUCUUUGCUUGGAUAGCCCAGUCGCGGGUGUGACGCUUGCACCGUGCAACACGGGCACGACGACGCAGUGGGUUCGUCUCGCGGCGCCAAGUGAGUUUUAUGCCCAUACCGACUUUGUAAACCAAGACGUCGCGUCGACGCCAGUGGGUGCUGCCAUCGACUGCGUCGGCAAGUGUGGCGCGAUGGACGCGUGUGCGGCCGUCGUGUGGACCAGUACGCCCACCGGUGGCAUGUGCUGGCUCAAGUCGGGCUAUCGGUCGCCCGUCGUGAGCAACGGGGCAACCGCAGUCGUGUUGACGCCGCCGUCGCUGGCCGUGUGCCAACUGCUGACGCUCGAUGUCGGCAUCGACUAUGUCGGCUACGACAUCGGCUCCGUGUAUGCGGACACGCCAACCGACUGUUGCGCGCCGUGCACGGCCAUGGCCAACUGCAACGCCUUCAGUUGGGCGGACCGUACGUGCUACCUCAAGAACGCACGCAUGGUAACCUCGGCCAAUGCGGCGGUGACGUCCGCCCGCGUCCGCAAGUGCUCAAGUCUCCAAGACAACGUUGAUUUUGUGGGCUUUGACAUCGGGUCGGCAGUGGCGGUGGCGGCCGAGGACUGUUGCAGUCUGUGCCGAAACAACUGGACGUGCCAAGCCUAUGUAUGGAGCAACGACAAUGGCGGCACAUGCUGGCUCAAGUCGGCGCGCGGCGCAGCGCAGACAAAGGCUGGUGUUCGCUCGUCCCUCGUUCUCUUUUAAACGCACCAGGUUUCAUGCUCGUCGUUCAAAUAUGCAGCAGUUUUCAUGUUGUUCACUCGGUUUCUUGUUUAUAAACACAAAACGAC
This is a messenger RNA of Saprolegnia diclina VS20, 1834 nucleotides long. RefSeq lists its product as hypothetical. Gene Ontology annotation, molecular function: protein binding; cellulose binding. Gene Ontology annotation, biological process: proteolysis; carbohydrate metabolic process. The record is from RefSeq and is a predicted model, not a curated record. Bases 87 to 1748 code for a protein of 553 amino acids. The transcript is spliced from 2 exons. NCBI's taxonomy places the organism in Eukaryota, Oomycota, Saprolegniomycetes, Saprolegniales, Saprolegniaceae. Gene Ontology annotation, cellular component: extracellular region.